Antechinus flavipes (yellow-footed antechinus) is the source of this 625-nucleotide messenger RNA. RefSeq names its product ribosomal protein L24 (gene RPL24). The record is from RefSeq and is a predicted model, not a curated record. Gene Ontology annotation, biological process: cytoplasmic translation. Gene Ontology annotation, cellular component: cytosolic large ribosomal subunit. Bases 98 to 571 code for a protein of 157 amino acids. Gene Ontology annotation, molecular function: structural constituent of ribosome; mRNA binding. NCBI's taxonomy places the organism in Eukaryota, Metazoa, Chordata, Mammalia, Dasyuromorphia, Dasyuridae. The transcript has 6 exons.
CGCGGGACGGAAGACGCCCGAGAAGACCGCCCCCGUAUAUAAGAAUCCUUCCCACAAUUCUCUCUUCCUCUUCGCCAUCUUCCUGCUGCUUGCAGCCAUGAAGGUCGAGCUGUGCAGUUUCAGCGGGUACAAGAUCUACCCAGGGCAUGGGAGGCGCUAUGCCCGCACGGACGGGAAGGUUUUCCAGUUUUUGAAUGCAAAAUGCGAGUCUGCGUUUCUUUCAAAGAGGAAUCCUCGGCAGAUCAAUUGGACUGUCCUGUAUAGAAGAAAGCACAAGAAGGGCCAGUCGGAAGAGAUUCAAAAGAAAAGAACUCGCAGGGCUGUUAAAUUCCAGAGAGCCAUCACUGGAGCUUCUCUUGCUGAUAUAAUGGCCAAGAGGAACCAGAAACCUGAAGUUCGAAAGGCCCAACGAGAACAAGCCAUCAGGGCUGCCAAGGAAGCAAAAAAGGCCAAGCAAGCAACUAAGAAGACAGCUGCAUCUGCCGCUAAGGCUCCCACAAAGGCAGCACCUAAACAAAAAAUUGUGAAGCCUGUGAAAGUUUCUGCUCCCCGAGUUGGUGGAAAACGUUGAUUGUCUACUAAUUUUGAUUAAGUAAAAUAAAAUUGAAAGUUACUUUGACUUGAA